Messenger RNA from Melampsora larici-populina 98AG31, 1176 nucleotides. RefSeq lists its product as uncharacterized. The transcript has 2 exons. The record is from RefSeq and is a predicted model, not a curated record. Lineage: Eukaryota; Fungi; Basidiomycota; Pucciniomycetes; Pucciniales; Melampsoraceae. The coding region runs from base 173 to 349 and encodes 58 amino acids.
CAGUUGAAGCAAGUUGUUUGAGAUCCAUUGCGAUGAAAUUUAUGUUAUGACAAAGAGACGCAGCAAGACAAGCAAAACAAUUGAUUGAUAAUGUUUUGAUCAAGAGAAGAUAUUAAGGAUUUAUCAAAGAGUUUGUAUUAAGGUUUUGACGAAAAGAGUAAAGCAGGCAAUCAUGAGCAUUUUGCAAGGGUCUCAAUUCCCUCAUACCAAUGUUGGAUACAUGUCAGAACGAAUGAUUUUGAGAAAUCCUUUGGGGAGAUUCCUGACCCAGAGGUUUGAAAUUUUGAAACUUCCUAACUUGGUCAUGAAGAAGGUCAAAGUAUGUAGGUCGAGUGGUGAAUUCUUGUGAUUCCAGUCAGGGAACUGACAAGUUUGGAGCAAUCGUUUGCCUUCGUAUAUGUUGUUGACAAGGGUCCUCAAGGAUAGAAGGUUGAUGAGAGCUGAGACAUCCACGAUAGUGUAACUGUUCAGAAGAUGAAGUCGCAUUCCAGGGUCUUUUGAAUCUUUGGGUGAAAUUUUAAUUAAUAUCAAUGUUUGACCAAAGCUAGGGAACACCUAACUGACUGAUAGAAGGCCUUAUGACCCACUGGUUCGUAGCUCAGAGGCCGACAACACACAGGCCAAACAGCUACUUUCCAAUCAGGUUUAUGUUUUGGGUUUGAUGAAACAAAGCUGAUUUCUGAAUUUUGAUUAAUCUUGGAUCUUGUCAACGGUUUACAGGAUGACAUUCAAUGUAAAGGGGUUAGAUCGUGGAUGUGGUCAUUUCAAUUGAUCCCGAUCCUGAAAAACGAGCUAAAGAUUGGUAGCUAAAGAUUUGUACAAAAAGAUGUAUAGUUUGUAAAUCUGAAAAGAAGUCGGUGCUGUAUGAACUUGUGCUGAAAGUGUCCAAGGCGCGAUGGUAAUUCAGAUGUUGACGGGUACACUGUCACAGGCAUGAGUCGAUUCGAGCGUUGUAAAUCGAAGAGGCAAAGAGUCUUCAACCAAGACAAUGAGGUCACAAAUCCGGUUGUGAUUAUCUCAAUGGCCACAAGGUGAUCAGAGCACUGAAUCCGGUCAGCGUUGAUCACCUUGCUGGUAUAUGGACAGUUCGAUGAUUGGUUGAAAGCGAUGUUGAUCUCGUCUUGAAGGAAUCGUUGGAAGAAUCGAUCGUGAGUGAUGUGUAUAUAUGUAGGUGAG